Molecule: messenger RNA, 6105 nt
Organism: Trichoderma reesei QM6a
Lineage: Eukaryota; Fungi; Ascomycota; Sordariomycetes; Hypocreales; Hypocreaceae
Exons: 4
Coding region: 1-6105 (2034 amino acids)
Biological process (GO): termination of RNA polymerase II transcription
Cellular component (GO): nuclear body
Molecular function (GO): transcription termination site sequence-specific DNA binding; helicase activity
Source: RefSeq, a predicted model, not a curated record
AUGGCAGACAUCAACGAGGUGCUGGGGAAAUGGUACGAAGAAUUCCAGCGGAUCCCUGCAGGAGUUCAUCUUCUGUGUCCACGGGUUAGCGACGACGACGACGAAAACUACAAAACCCUCGAGGAUCCCGACUCGAGCAUAACGGCCGAAGAGAAGCAAAGUCGCAUCGAACAGAGCAAGAAGCGAAUCGAGAUCACGUACUGGAACAGUCUGAUAUUCGGCUUCGACAAACAGGAGGCCGGCAAAUGGCUAGAGGAAUUCACUGGGAGGCUUGAGAAAUGUCUCAAGACUUGCCCAGAAUGUGUCCUCAACUGGCAUAUGCAGCGCAGGCACCACCUCCAGCUUUUUUCAGAGCGGUGGGAUGAAGAAGCUGUCGCGCAGAUCCAAGAUAUGCUCGUUAACAUCGACGUCAACCGGAUCGACCACAACCUCACUUGGGCGAAGCAGUUCAUCGAGAAGAUUGAAAAGUCCGGCGCCGUCUUCAAAAAGUCACAAUUCGGCGAGCAUCUCACCGAGGUCCACGUCACUGUCUAUGAGGCUUUGUGCUGUGUGGCCUAUCUGGCGAAUGCAGAGCAAAGGGCCGUCUUUCAAUAUGUCUUCAUGCGUUUGCAGGGCAAGACGUACCUCAAGCUCGGGACUAAGGAUCCUCUACCCGGCAUGACCUACUUCCUGUUUGACCAGAAGAACGAGGACCGCCGUAGAUGGGCGGCAGAAAACUGGAAGAACAUUGAAAGCGGCGGUAUGACGGAGGACCAGUUUGACUGGGCUGUCAGCGAUGGCCUGGUCAGCUCCAUCGACGACAUUAGCAAGAAGGAUCUCUCCUCAGCAACAAGCGAGAUCUACCUCGAGAUCGAGCGGUUCUGGCAAGGGUUUGAGGCUAUCCUCAGGACUUUAAACGAUGACAUCAUCCUCAGCCGUUUGCGCAGCCUCGAAAUCCCGCAAGGAAGCUUCAACAUCUACGAUUUGCUAUUUCGACAUAUUCAAUUCUGUCGCUCGGAAGGUGUGCUGGUUGUCGCCAUCAGAGUCCUCAGUGGUCUGCUGAAGAAAUCGCCAAAGGCCUUUUGGGAUGUUGUCGGCGAUGCUCGGCCAAACGUCAUUGCCGAUUUGCUCUUUGGUAGCCCCGUCUACAAGACUCUCUUGCGCCAGUCUCUAGAGGAAUGCUGGUCUGUUGUCGACCCCGGAUCGCAAUUUGCACCGUUUCCUACCUCUUGGAUUCAGCCAUGGCUACAAUCUCUCAGCCGCGAUCGCAGAUAUGAUGCAUGUGAGGUUCUGAUGCACACCCUCUUUGAGACGCUCGCAAAGGACGCUAGCAUCGGCGAACCCGGCCAAGCCGCCUGUGUUCGCGCUGGCUUUGAUGCAUUGAGCUUUACCAUGAAAUCAUUCCUCGACCCGGAGAUGACCAUUACGGCGGGGAGUACCCAUCUCUACGCCAGCGCAGCCUCGAGCCUUGUCGUCAAACAUCUUGGUCUUAUUCUAUCAAGCAUCAGGCCGGCUGGACGAAAUGGAGAAGUUGAAGGUUGGACCACUUUCAAGGUUGCUGAGGCUGCCCACGAAGUCAUGGUGGCUGCGAUGAAGCUGGAUAUGAAGCUCUUAUCCGAGGAGUACCAAGCCAUUCACGCCAGCAAGCAGCUUCAAACCGCCAUUAUCAGAAACUCUAAAGCAUUCUGGGAAGGAGUUCUGGAGAUGUUUGAUACUUCAUCUGACCAGGUCGCCGUCGCGAAGGACAUCUUUGUGUCAUUGGCGCCGCUCGUAGCUGUGGAACAGAUCAGGCCUCGCAAAGCCGACGACAAGCUCGAAGAGUCGGCCAAGAAUUUCAACAAGGCGCUUGGUGACGUUGCAGACGUGUUGGCGCGGAUCCUGGGCCGCAUAUCGGAGCUCGAUGUAAUGGACCUGAACGAUUUGUUUGCUGACCGACUGCCUUUCCAAGUCACCACAGCCUUGUCUGUCCAUGAGAAUUCGGAUCUUGCAGAGGCUUCAGCGGAGAUUCUGAAGAAUUGGACUGGGGAGCUCUCCCGGAGCGGCGCACUGGAGCAGAUGACGCAGCAUCAUCCAGACCAGACACUUGCGUCGAUUGUCUGGUCUUUGGAACGCGUCCUACGUCCGCCGUAUCCAUGGGGACCGGUCAAACCAUUGCUGAAUAUGAGUCGUGAUGUUUUAAGGGGCCUGGCAGAUCCGUCGACGGGAGUUCUUCGAGUCAGAACUCUGGACUCCAAGUCGGCCGCUACUGUCCUACGGUGGUGGAAUGAGCAGUGGCGCUUUGUCUCCAAGGCCUGUCUCAAUAUCGAGACGUGGUCCUUUUACAUCUCGAAUGUGAUCAUGACGGAAUUCUGCCGAGAGAUCAUGGAACUAGCCGAGGCCCUCAUUGCCGAGGAUGGCCUGCUCACUUCUGCGACAGCGCUUGGUAGGAGCGAGAAAGACAUGAUGAUCAAAAUUCUUGCUCCUGCAAAGGACAAUUUCCGCGGAAUGGAAAACAUGAUUCGGCUCAAAGAUCGCUGGCUCGUUGAUGUGACGGUCCGCGUUCUGUGCAAGAUUCUCAAGCGGCUCCAAGAAAACGGCCUCGAAAUCAACGCAGCGUCUCGCAAGCUCAUUACAGAUGCCUGCCUGCCAACUGCCACUCCGGGAAAGUACGUACGAUCUACGAACCUGACCGAUCAGCAGCGUGCAGAGCUUCUACAAGCCCUGGGCCAGACGGACGAGGAGGUGCAGAUCUAUCAGCAGGGAAUGAGCGCACAGCAACGCCAGGAGCAAGCUCUCAAGGAUAAGACGAAAAAGCAGAGCAAGCUUGAUGCCUGGUCAAAGUCCGCAGUCGCAGCUGCAUCAUCAUCAUCUGCUGCUGCUGCCACCCCGUCUAAACUGGGGCGCUCCAACCGAGACGAUGUGUUGGAGUUUAGCAGAUCGGUGGAUAAUCCACUGCUCAAGCAGAUCGAGGCCCGUCAGGCCAAAGCAAAGGCCGCCAGGAUCCCCGACCAGAAAGCGAUCACGGCGCUCAAAGAAAGCAGGCAAAGGGAAAAGCUGGAAAAAGCCAAGCGAGAUGCCGAGGCUAUUGCGCGCGCCAGGCAGAUUCGAGGGGAGUUUGUCAGAGGCGAAGGCUCUGGCAUGCAAGGCCUCGGCCUCACUGGCAAGGAUCAUUCGAGAAGUGAGAUUAUGGUCAACAGUUCUGACGAGGAGUCUGAAGCUGAUAGCGAUGGCUCGGACGCCGACAACCAACUUGCUGCCCUUAGCACGGGAGGCCAGAAAUCCUUGACCGAGGCCGAGAAGCGCCGCCAGCAGGCUCUACGAGACAAGAUUCGCCAGCCAGUCAAGAAGGUCAGACAGCAGCGCUCGGUCAAGGAGAUGCGAGCGCGGCUCAUCCCCCCCAUGGAUCGCCUUCACAACACGAUCCUCGCGUGGGACAUCUUCCACGCCGGCAACGACCCCCCCAACGGCCCUAAAGCGUCUGAGGUCGCCACCAAGUACGCCGACCCCAAAUCGUAUCAGGAGACCUUCUUCCCCCUGCUUGCGUCUGAGGCCUGGCGCUCGUUUGUGACGUCUAAAGAUGAGAAUACGGCCCAGUCGUUUGGCAUGAAGAUAGCCAGCCGCGCGAGCGUCGACAGUUAUCUGGAAGUGACGUUUACAAUGCCCGUAGCCCCCCAUAGGGAUCGUGGUAUCUAUGAGGGCGACAUUAUCCUUGUGUCCGAGGCGGAAAACCCCCUGGUGGAUGGAUCCGCGAAGCACUGUCUGGCUCGAGUCCAUCGUAUUACUUAUAAAAAAGACACCGUCGAGGUGACGUAUCGCGUAGCUUCUCGUAAUAACCCUCUCUCGCCCAACCUGACCCCUGGCGUCACCAUAUACGGGGUGAAAAUCACCAACAUGGCGACUAUAGAGAGAGAGUAUGCCGCCUUGGAGAGUCUGCAGUACUAUGAUCUCAUGGACGAGAUCCUGAAGGCCGAACCAUCGCCCAUUUUGCGCUACGGAGAAGAGCGCGUAACCAGCUACAUGGAGAAUUGGGCUCUGAAUCGAGGUCAGGCCCUCGCCGUACUUGGCGCACAGGAGAACGACGGCUUCACUUUGAUCCAAGGCCCCCCCGGUACAGGAAAAACCAAGACGAUUGUAGCAAUGGUUGGCGCUUUGCUGUCAGAACAGCUUGCACAGAAUUCUUUGGCCGGAGCAGGAGUUCCUCUUGGGACACCAAUUAAGCCUGCUGGUGCACCUACGGGCAAUCAGGCUCGAUCAAAGAAGCUUCUUGUUUGCGCGCCGAGUAACGCUGCUGUCGAUGAGUUGGUCCUUCGACUAAAGGGUGGCAUCAAAACGGCCAAUGGCAAAGAUCGAAAUAUCAACGUCCUCCGCCUUGGAAGAAGUGAAGCCAUCAAUGCCGCAGUCAAGGACGUCACUCUGGAUGAGAUGGUCAAAGCCCGCCUUGAGGGGGAUACAACCAAGGACAAAGCAAAGGCGGAUAGGGAUAAGCUUCACGAAGAGGCCGCUCAAGUAAAGGAGCAACUGGCGCAACUCAGGCCAAGGCUGGAAGAGUCUCGCAACCACGAUGAUCGGUCGUUGCACAACUCCCUCUCGAGGCAGUUUGACGAGCUGAAACGAAAGCAAAUGCAAAUCGGAAAGCAGAUCGAUGCCAACAAGGACAGCGGCAACUCGAUAGCUCGCGAGAUGGAGCUACGCCGCCGACAGAUCCAGCAGGAGAUUCUCAACUCUGCUCACGUUCUGUGCGCGACGCUUAGCGGAAGUGGCCACGAAAUGUUCCGCAACCUGGACGUCGAGUUCGAGACGGUCAUUAUCGACGAGGCAGCCCAGUGCGUGGAACUGAGCGCCUUAAUCCCGCUCAAGUACGGAUGCUGCAAGUGCAUCCUCGUCGGUGACCCCAAGCAACUGCCUCCGACGGUCUUGUCUCAGUCCGCGGCGCGGUUUGGCUACGACCAGAGCUUGUUUGUUCGGAUGCAACAAAACCACCCAAAGUCGGUCCACUUGCUGGACAUGCAGUACCGAAUGCACCCGGAAAUCAGCUCCUUUCCCAGCAGGGAAUUCUACGAAUCCCAGCUCAAGGACGGUCAAGAUAUGCUGCGGCUCCGCCAGGCACCGUGGCACAAAGACGCUCUAUUUGCGCCUUACCGGUUCUUCGAUGUGGAAGGUGUGCAAGAACGGGGCAGAAAGGGUCAGUCGCUGGUCAACACAAAGGAGCUGGAUGUGGCGCUGCAAAUGUACGAAAGGUUCAGCAGGGAUUACCGUGACUGCGAUCUAACGCGCAAGAUUGGCAUCAUUACACCUUACAAGGCGCAACUACACGAGCUGCGGUCUCGUUUCCAGGCUCGGUAUGGCGAAAACAUCACCAACAUCAUCGAGUUCAACACAACGGACGCCUUCCAGGGACGUGAGUGCGAAAUCAUCAUCUUCUCCUGCGUCCGAGCGAGCUCCACUGGCGGCAUCGGUUUCAUGACGGAUAUCCGCCGUAUGAACGUCGGCCUGACGCGUGCAAAGUCGUCGCUGUGGAUCCUGGGCGAUUCGCGAGCUCUUGUCCAGGGAGAGUUCUGGCGCAAGUUGAUAGAGGAUGCGCAAGGACGAGACCGCUAUACAAAGGGCGAUAUCCUGUCGAUGUUUCGACGCCCGCUCGAGAGAGCCAAGCCGGACGCAUAUGUCGCAUCGUCCUAUCAGAAACCUGACCCUCCACCUCAACCCUCCCAGCCUAUGGAUAUCGUCAUGAGGGAUGCACCUGGCAACGAGCCUUCAGAUGCGCCCCAAAGCGCCAGUGGCCAGGGAAACCCGGGCUCAGCAGCAUCGUCCAGCCUAGAUGCCGUCAUGCCGCGCUCGAGCGGCCCUCCAGUUAUCCAUACUUCCGCCGGUACGGAGGCGAAAAAGCGGCCGCUAGAAUCCCCCGACUCCAAUCAGAGCGUGACGAAGAGGGUGAGUAGCCACUCGCGGCCGAGCAGUGGCCUCAUGGGUAAGUUUGGUCAGAGGCCGAAGCCUAUCAAGCCCGCGACCGACCCGUCCGCAAUGUCACUACUCGGAUUGGCGCCCCCCGAACGGCCCCCGCCAGUCAUGAAUCCUGCUGCUGCAGCCGCGCCAAGGCAAAUGCCGCCAACUGGUCCUGCCGCGGCCACUGGCAAUGUAAGUAAUGGUUGA